Messenger RNA from Miscanthus lutarioriparius, 3885 nucleotides. Lineage: Eukaryota; Viridiplantae; Streptophyta; Magnoliopsida; Poales; Poaceae. The record is from the annotation of a GenBank genome assembly.
AUGGGGCGCAAGAAGAACGUCGCCAUCGACGACGACGAGUACUCGUUUCCGCAGGACGACGCGGCCGACCCAGCCCCGCCCGCGCCCGCCGCCGCCGCCGCCGCCGCCGACAAGGAGAAGCCCAAGAAGGGCGGCAAGAAGGGCAAGAAGGGGGGCAAGGCCGCCGCGCCCGACGACGACGACUACGAGCCCCCUCCGCCGCCGCCGCCGCCCGCCGCCGACGAGGACGAGUACGACGAGCCCGUCAACCUCGUCUUCACCGGCAAGAAGAAGAAGAAGAAGGGCGCCGCCCCCACCGCUUCCUUCAGCGCCCUCGGCGAGGAGGACGAAGACCAGGAUGAGGAGGACCCCGCCCCGGCUGCCGCGGCCGAGCCGGAGCCCAGCAAUGAUCCAGCCGAGGACGACGACGACCUCGAUUACGACUUCAGCAAGUCCAAGAAGAAGAAAAAGAAGAAGGACAAGGGGCCUCGCUCGGCGCCUGCUAAAGACGAGGACGACGAGCCCACCCCGCCACCCCCACCUGUGGCUGAGGAGGAGGAUGAGGAGCCCUCAGUGACUGCCGCAGCAGCUGCAAAGAAGCAGCAGAAGAAGAAGAAAAAGAAGGGUGCGUUUAUGAUGGAUGGUGAGAACGUCGACGAGAUCCUUGCGGGGAUGGAGGAGGAUCCUCAGCUCGCGGAUGAGCCUGAGCCAGAGGAGGUGAAAGCUCAGGAUUCUGUGGCUGCCCCUGAUGCGGAUGAUGCCGCGGGAAAGAAAUCAAAGAAGAAGAAAAAGAAGGGAGGGUUUACGAUUGAUGUGGAUGGUGAGGACAUCGACCAGAUCCUUGCGGGGAUAGAGGGCCACCCGCCUCCUGCAGAGGAGCCUGAGCCCAAGGACACCAAUGAUGAGGGAACUGUGGCUGCUGCUGCCCCUGUGGAUGAUGCUGAAGGGAAGAAAUCGAAGAAGAAAAAGAAGAAGAGCGGAAGGACAGCGAAGGAAGAAGAGGAGUUGGAGAAGGUUCUUGCUGAGCUUGAUGGAGUCCCUCCUGCGGAGGAGGACAAGCUAGCGCAGGCACCACAAUCAGCUGCAUUGGCCAAGGAGGACGAUGGAGCUGCAGAGGAUGGUAAUGCGGAGGACAAAGCUGAGGAAGGAGAGGUGGAAUCUGCUGCUGCCAAGAAGAAGAAGAAAAAGAAGGAAAAGGAGAAGGAGAAAAAGGCUGCAGCAAAGGGAGCGGAGGCUAAGAAAGAGGAGAAGGAGCAAGAGGCUCCUAAAGGGAAGGUUGACAUGAAGAAGCUCCCUAAACAUGUUCGUGAGAUGCAGGAGGCACUUGCCAGGAGGAAGGAAGCUGAGGAGAGACAGAAGAGAGAGGAGGAAGAGCGAUUGCGGAAGGAGGAGGAAGAGCGGCUGCGACGCGAGGAGGAGGAGAGGAAAGCGGAGGAAGCAAAGAGGAGGAAGAAGGAGAGGGAAAAGGAGAAGCUGCUCAAGAAGAAGCAGGAGGGUAAGCUCUUGACUGGGAAGCAGAAGGAGGAAGCGAAGAGGUUAGAAGCCAUGAGGAGACAGUUCCUUGAGCAGAGUGAACUCCAAAAGGCUGAGGGUGCUGCCCCUGAGACCAAGAAGAGGCCAAUAUACAAUUCUAAGAAAAAGAAAGCUCAAUCAAAGGCCACAGAGACUGCAAAGGUAGUUGAAGAACAACAGGAAGAACUCAAUGAUGUUAACAAUGAUGAGGAAGAAUAUGUGCUCGUGGAUCAGGAAUCACAAUCUCAGGUUGAGGAAUCCGAGGAGAAAACUGAACCUGACCAGGAGACUGAAGAGCCAAAAUCAGAAGAAGAAGAAGAGGAAGAUGAGGAUGAGUGGGAUGCAAAGAGCUGGGAUGAUAUUGAUGUCAACUUGCCUAAAACAAGCGCUUUUGAUGAGGAAGAGGCAAAGCCUGUUGUCAAGAAGGCUGAGCCUGCCCAGAAACAGGAAAAUACUAAAGCUCAACCUGCGAUGCCUGCUGUCAAAAAGCUUGCCCCUCCUGUUGCAGACUCUAAAAAGAGUGAAACUGAUGGUGGUGGUGCCAAUAAUGGAAAUAUUAAGAGGAACAAAAAGAAAGGACCUGUCAAAGAGGAUAACAAGAAUGGUAGUGACCUCAGAUCACCAAUCUGCUGCAUCCUUGGUCAUGUCGAUACUGGCAAGACAAAGCUGCUAGAUUGUAUUAGACGCACUAAUGUGCAAGAAGGCGAAGCUGGUGGUAUUACCCAACAGAUUGGAGCGACAUACUUCCCUACUGAAAACAUUAGAGAGAGAACUAGGGAGUUGAAAGCUGAUGCUACACUCAAGGUUCCAGGCCUGCUUGUUAUUGAUACCCCUGGGCAUGAGUCCUUCAGUAAUCUGCGUUCUAGAGGUUCAAGUUUGUGUGAUAUUGCCAUUUUGGUUGUUGACAUCAUGCAUGGGCUUGAACCUCAGACAAUUGAAUCCCUGAAUCUUUUGAAGAGUCGAGAUGCAGUGUUCAUUGUUGCUUUGAAUAAGGUUGAUCGUCUUUAUGGUUGGAAGAAAUGUCCAAAUGCUCCUAUUGUGAAGGCUUUAAAACAGCAAAAUGAAGAUGUUAAGAGGGAGUUCAAUAUGAGACUUACAGAUAUUGUUACACAAUUCAAGAUGCAAGGAGUGAAUACAGCUUUGUACUACAAGAACAAGGAGAUGGAAGAUACCUUUAACAUAGUGCCUACGAGUGCUGUAAGUGGUGAAGGCAUUCCUGAUUUGCUUCUAUUGUUGGUUCAAUGGGCACAGAAGACAAUGGAAGAAAAACUUACUUUUGUUGAUGAAGUCCAGUGUACUGUACUGGAAGUUAAGGUCGUUGAAGGUCAUGGUACUACAAUUGAUGUUGUUUUGGUCAAUGGUAUACUGCAUGAAGGAGAUCAAAUAGUUGUUUGUGGCAUGCAGGGACCCAUUGCGACAACUGUCAGGGCUUUGUUAACACCACACCCAAUGAGAGAGCUUCGAGUUAAGGGCACCUACCUACAUCAUAAGGAGAUCAGAGCUGCACAAGGAAUCAAAAUAUCUGCUCAGGGUCUCGAACAUGCAAUUGCAGGGACAGCUCUUUACGUGUUAGGACCUGAUGAUGAUUUAGACAAACUGAAGGAAGCUGUUAUGGAAGAGAUGGCACGGGUUAGGAGCCGGAUUGAUAAGAGUGGUGAGGGUGUCUAUGUACAGGCAUCUACCCUUGGGUCUUUGGAAGCUCUCACUGAGUUCUUGAAGAGCCCUGCUGUGAAUAUUCCCUUCUGUGAUUUCAGUAUAGGGCCAGUGCACAAGAAGGAUGUUAUGAAGGCUAGUGUUAUGCUUGAGAGAAAGAAAGAAUAUGCAACUAUCUUGGCCUUUGAUGUCAAAGUGAUGCCUGAUGCCCGCGAGCUUGCAGAAGAGUCCGGUGUGAGGAUCUUUGUGGCUGAUAUAAUAUACCACCUUUUUGACCAAUUUACAGCAUACAUUAAGAACCUCAAGGAAGAGAAGAAGAAGGAAAGCGCUGAAGAAGCUGUGUUCCCUUGUGUUCUUAAGAUUAUGCCAAACUGUGUCUUCAACAAGAAGGAUCCAAUCGUUUUGGGUGUUGAUGUCCUUGAAGGAAUAGCUAAGGUGGGAACUCCUCUCUGCAUACCCACUAAAGAAUAUAUUGAUAUUGGGAAGAUUGCCUCAAUUGAAAUCAAUCACAAGCAAGUUGAUACGGCGACAAAAGGACAAAAGGUCGCUAUUAAGAUUAUCGCAAACAAUUCUGACGAGCAGCAGAGGAGCUUCGGCAGACACUUUGAUAUGGAAGAUGAGCUUGUCAGCCGGAUAUCAAGACGAUCUAUUGAUAUUUUGAAACAAAACUACAGGGAGGAUUUGUCUAUUGAAGACUGGAAACUUGUUGUAAAGUUGAAAGCAAUAUUGAAAAUACAAUGA